Notothenia coriiceps (black rockcod) is the source of this 2032-nucleotide messenger RNA. RefSeq names its product sorting nexin-19-like. The transcript has 9 exons. NCBI's taxonomy places the organism in Eukaryota, Metazoa, Chordata, Actinopteri, Perciformes, Nototheniidae. The record is from RefSeq and is a predicted model, not a curated record. The coding region runs from base 1 to 1206 and encodes 401 amino acids. Gene Ontology annotation, cellular component: intracellular membrane-bounded organelle. Gene Ontology annotation, molecular function: phosphatidylinositol binding.
AUGUACAACGUGGGGUAUAUUCAAGGAAACUAUGGAGCCAAAGAGUUAUCUUCCAGCCAGAGGGUGAUGUGUUGUACAGAGUUAUGGCACUGCGGGCUGCAGCAGCCGGUUGGAGAAGGAGCUCCGUGUGACUGUCCAGCUGCCAGUGGAGAGGGUGGGUUAUCCAUGAUGGGACAACCAGCUGUUUCAGUGGUCCACCGAGCAGAAUCAAAGGGGUCCACCUGGAUGCCGAUGACAGACCCAGCUUUUCCUGAUCAGUUUAUUGACCUGCUGCGUCCAACUGUUGAUCCUCCAGCUUCAGCCAUUUUCUACGUGCACUCCCAGAUGAUGGAAAAUGCUUUGGACACCUUGAAGACAGCUUUUCCUCACCCUGAGCCUCUCAGCCCAACGGAGGACCUUGAGGGAGAUUCUGAUGGGAAAACAAUGGAGAGUAGAAAGUACAGCAGGAGGCAUAUGUUCCCAAGCAAAAUUUCACCAGUUCUCAAUAUACCUGACCUGCACCCUAAAGUGUCGUACUGCUUUAGUGAAGGCAGCGCUGUCCUCAAUGGUAUGUCCCUGUCUGGCCUGGAGAACUUUGUCCAAGAGCAGGAGAGACUUUUAUGUGGUUUGAAUGGCAAAGAGGUAGCCAGACUGAAAUGUGAGAAGCCCGGCAAAGACAGAAAGACUUCUUGGAAAACUCAUGGCACAGACACGGCUGUGGCAGACGUUGCUUUGAACAUUUUGUGUCUGCUGAUGAAGGAUCAGUGGAGCUGGCUGUGUACUGAAAACAUACAGAAGACCAUCAGACUGCUGUUCGGCACCUUCAUUGAGAGAUGGUUGGAUGUCGGUGUUGCCCACCUCACCAGUGCCCCCUGUUGGGUCAUUUACCUACAAGUCCUGCAGGAAGCUGUUUGGCCCGGCGGCACGCUGCCUGCUCAACACUGGCCGGAUCGCAGUCCUGCAGAAAGAGAAGAAACCAAGGAGCAAUGUUUGGACUGUCUGAUGCAGCUGAUCCCAGAGCUCAUCACUGAUAUUCUGGGAAGUGAGAAGUACAGACUGAGCUUGGAGACCAUGCUGGAGUCUGUACAGGAUCAUCAGAUAAACAAGCAUCUGAUCUACUGCGUGUGCGACCUGCUGCUGGAGUUUCUGAUCCCAGAGUCGUGUGACGAGGCCUUUCAGGGGUCUCUGCUGCACAAAGACCCAGAGAGAGACCAUCCUCACAUAUGAUCAACACAGUGAUGGAUACCGUGCUCAACAUGUGUCUGAGGGUUAUGAUGUAUUCAGUAUGGCCUGCAGUCACUCGUCUGUGAGGGCACAUAAAGAUGAGAACUGUGUGAUUAUUUCUGGAACACCCGAAGGGGACACAUCAGAUAGAUACAGUUGGGUGAUACACUCAGCAUAACCCAAUCAAUCAUUAACUAGUGUUCCUAUGUGUCAUUGGCUCAUGGGAUCUAUGCAAACAGUGUGCAUUUGUAUGAAUAAAUAGGCAAUAAAUAUACCUACAGGCAAAACAGUCUUACUUUUGUUUCACAUUUUGAAUAGACUCUUUUGAUCGUGAGCAGCUUUUGAAAAACACUGACUUCUUCCCAGACAUCCGACCUUUGAUGAGUCUAUAAAAGUGUAAAGAUUAACACCUCAAUGCAUGACUUAAGAAACCACAGUGAACCAUGUUCCUUAUGUAUCUGACUUAAAUGGGAGAUUUAAAAGAAAAGAGGAAACAAAUCCCCAGCAUCUUCAGUAUAAUGUGUUUGUACAGGAUGGACGCACACAACAUUUCCAAGCCAAUAUUUCUAUGAUAACAUUUUCAAUUAUUUAAAAUUCAAAUGAAAGCAUUUUUCCCAAAUAUACAAAGUCAAAUUGUAUUCCUCUGUCAUGCUGAAUUAGGCAGAGCCAAAUAAAUAUGGAUAUUUUGUGUAUUUUUCUAACUUUUGUGAGUGCAAUUUUGUUUUUCCUGAAGAUGUCUGUCUUGUCAUAUUGUUCCCUUAUCCCAAUGGAAAAAUAUGUAUAGUCUUUCCCAUCAGAAUUAGUUUGGUCUUUUAUAUCUAGUUUCUAU